This is a messenger RNA of Vollenhovia emeryi, 1827 nucleotides long. RefSeq lists its product as uncharacterized. Lineage: Eukaryota; Metazoa; Arthropoda; Insecta; Hymenoptera; Formicidae. The record is from RefSeq and is a predicted model, not a curated record. The transcript is spliced from 3 exons. Gene Ontology annotation, molecular function: nucleic acid binding. Gene Ontology annotation, biological process: DNA integration. Bases 1 to 1827 code for a protein of 608 amino acids.
AUGGCGGGCGGCUUCCCACUAGCAAAAUGGCAUGCAACUCAUCUCGACAUACUCAAGACUGUCACCGACAGCGAAGACCAAGGCUUACCAAUCACAUUCGACGAUUGCGCAACCAAGAUACUCGGACUCAAAUGGCUCCCUCAAGAAGAUACCUUUGCAUUCUCAACACGAAGCUCACGCAAGGAAGGCAGGCUCACAAAACGCCUCGUCUUAUCUGAAGUGGCUCAGAUAUUCGAUCCACUUGGCUUUGCAUCACCCGUCGUGAUCAAGGCCAAAAUUCUCUUGCAGGAGCUGUGGCUGCACAAGCUCCAAUGGGAUGAUCCACUGCCAUCCCAGCUCUCAACCCGGUGGCUCUCCAUCAGAGAAGAACUCACAAGUCUGGCCAGACUCUCAAUACCUCGGUGGCUCAAUACAUGGAGCGACUCGCAAGUGGAACUUCAUGGAUUCUCUGAUGCUUCUCAAUUGGCAAUGGCUGCAGUCAUAUACAUAUCCGUUCACGACUCAAACGGCGCCACGUUCUCACUUGUGUGCUCCAAAACUAAGAUCUCAUGCGUCACGCUGGAAGAUUUUGUCAGGAACAGGGUGGCUCAAAUUCAAGAACUCACUCCAGCUGCUCACUGGAGAUACAUACCUGGAACUUCUAAUCCGGCUGAUUGCGCAUCACGAGGCCUCACGACUGCUCAGCUUCAAAACCACGCACUUUGGUGGACGGGACCACCAUGGAUACUCAGCCCAGACUCAUGGCCGUCGCAACCUGCACUCUCUGAAGAAUUGAGUGCAACCGAAGCUCGCCCAGGCGUUUCGCUAUUGACGAUUCGUCUCACGGUUGAGGAAAGUCCACGACUCAUUGCCUGUCAGACACAUCUCUCCAGAGAUCUUGGAGAAAGCGAGUCUCUUCUGGAUUCAGGCAACUCAAGCAACGUACUUCUCGCACGAGCUCAAGGCAUUACAGGCAGACUCACCGCAAAGGCGCACGCAUUCAACAGAUUAACUGCGUACAUCGAUGCUCAAGGAGUCAUUCGCGUCGGCGGACGACUCGCUCACGCAGCUCUCUCACUCGACGCGACACAUCCUGUAAUACUGCCUCGUCACUCUCAGCUGUCGUCAUUGAUCAUCGCUCACGCUCAUCAACGGACUCUACAUGGAGGCACGCAGCUUACACUGUCAUACAUCCGACAACAAUACUGGAUUCUCGGCGGGAGGGCUCCUGUCAAGUCUCACAUCCUGCGGUGUGUCACGUGUGCUCGUCAGAGGGGGAUCCGUGCUCAUCAAUUGAUGGGCCAACUACCUCUCUCUCGGGUUACGCAGGCACGACCGUUUACUCAUACAGGUGUGGACUACGCAGGGCCGCUCACCGUCAAAACAUGGAAGGGAAGAGGUGCCAAAACAACUAAAGGCUGGAUUUGCGUUUUUGUCUGCUUCUCAACCUCAGCAGUACACCUCGAGGCGGUCAGUGAUUACUCAACGGAGGGAUUCAUUGCCGCCUAUCGACGCUUCUCAUCCAGACGCGGCAUUGCUCACACCUUACACUUCGACUGCGGCACCAAUUUCAUCGGCGCGGAUGCAGCUCUCAAAAGGCUGUUUAUCCAGAGCACUCAAGAACAUCAGCGAGUUUCUCACCUGCUCUCGCAAGAUAACACCCGAUGGGAAUUUAAUCCCCCAGCGACACCUCACAUGGGAGGAAAAUGGGAGGCCGUCGUAAAAUCCAUAAAAUAUCAUCUACGGCGAACCAUUGGAGAAAACGUGCUCACCUUUGAGGAGCUCACAACAUUGCUCACUCAAAUUGAGCUCACUCAAUCCUCAACUCGCGGCCUCUCGAACCAUUGA